GUGCAGUUUGAACUGUCUUUACACAAACGAAAAAAAAUGGUUCAAUAGGACGCUGUACUUGUACGCAUCUGGGAGUUUGGAGAGAUAAUUUGGCCCGCUUAACAGAGAUGAAUCAUCUCUUAGCACUUUUGGUGCUGUUUUCAAGUGCCAAUGGUGAUGGGAAUUUUCGUUUUACAAACACACACAUUGAAUUGUCAGAAGAGCCCUUUACUCAAGCAUCAUUUGGAGUCUCAAGGACAGGAUCUAUGACAGGGACUGUGAUUCUUACAUGUCAGAUGAAUGCUUCUGCUCAAGACGAUGUGGAUGGCCUUUCCCAGAAUGUGGAAUUUAAGCCAAACCAGAACUCUGGAUCUUGUGUCUUCACAAUAGUAGAUGAUGCAAUUCCUGAGGCCAAUGAAACAUUCUCUAUUGACCUGACUGUAGGUGGAGGAUCUGGAACCGUGGUAUCACCGUCUGUGGCAUAUUUAACAAUACUUGCUAAUGACGAUGCAUUUGGUAUCAUUGGGUUCAAUGAGACUGGACCAAUUGUAGUGGAUGAAGUGUCAGCAGGAGAGAAUACAAAGAACAUCAAACUAGUUAGAAAAGCUGGUCUGAUAAGUUCAGUACAAGUGUCUUGGAGGAUCACAAGUGGACCUAACAGUGGAUCAGAUGAUUUUACUCACACCAGUGGGGUGGUUGUAUUUGAUGCUAAUCAGUACAUGGCUAAUCUUUCCCUCCUUGUAAAGCCAGAUAAUGUACCAGAAAAUGAUGAGACAUUCACACUGGUCUUAGAAUCACCAACUGGUGGAGCAGUAGUUGAGACAGGUGCUGAUCAAAUCACCGUGACAAUCUCUGCAAAUGAUGCUCCAUUAGAAUUUCCAAUUCAACAGCUCACAGUCCCUGAAAACCAGUCUACUAUUGACAUUGAAGUUCAUAGAGGAGUUGCAGAUGAUGGCAUUAACAGGAUUGGACCUGUGAAUGAGGUUGCAACUGUAGAGUGGUAUCUUGCACCAGGUCUUGCCAAACCAGGGAAGGACUAUAGAGACAGUAGGAGUACACUAACAUUCCAACCUGGUGAUACCAUAAAGAAGAUAACUGUUCAAUUAAUUGAUGAUAAUGUGCCAGAGCAAGCAGAGAAUUUUACUUUCCGUCUGGCAAAUGCAAGUCAAAAUGCUUACAUCAAGCCACCUGGUAUUGCUACUGUGAUUCUUUUGCCAAAUGAUGAUCAACAUGGGGUAAUUUUAUUUGGGGAUCAUCCUUCCAGUUUAGAUGAAGAUAGUGCAGCAAGAGUAGGCAUGUUUUAUGUGAAUCGUAGUGCUGGAACGUUUGGAGAGGUGACAGUUUCUUGGAAAAUUCACGGUGAUGCUGUAAGUUCAGUUUUUGAGAGCACAUCUGGGAUGAUAACAUUCUCUGCAGGAGUGAGUCAGUCAUCAUUUCAAGUCUCUGUUCGUUUAGACUCUGUGCCAGAAGAGGCUAAACAGUUCUAUGUUCAGCUAUAUAAUGUCACAGGUGGAGCAAGGCUUGAGAAUGCUCUGUCAGCACAAAGAGCUGAUUUUUUUGUACAAGACAGUGAUAAUGUGUAUGGUGUCUUCCAAUUUGCUGGAGAUAAUGAGCAAAGGCUAGAUAUGGACAGUGAACCUCGUCAUCUACUGCUUAAUAUAACUAGGAUUGGGGGACUAGUUGGAGAUGUUGCUGUAAACGUAAGUGUUGGCUAUAUUCUACCAGGAAGCAGCAGCAGUUCAAAUGAUAAAGAACAAGAAGUAACACUGACUGCUGGCUCCAGCAGUGUCUCCGUUACAGGGCAGAUUGCCAAUGAUCAAUUUAUUAAACUUGGUGCUGCAUUUAAAGCUGAGCUGACAGGAGUGGCUUUAAGAGGAGGAGCAUCUGCCAUAGUAGACUCAGUGAAACCCUCAUCACCCAAGAUUGGAAACAGGCCUAUGGUCUACCUAAACAUAACUGCUGCAGAUGCCAACGGAGAAGUUGGAUUUUCCACAGUACAUCAGCAGGUUUCUGUUCAGGAGCCGGCAGGUCCAUCAUCUCGGUUUGUUCAUUUGCUGCUAAAGCGAACUGGAACUGCAGAUAGGGUUGUUGUAUACUGGAAUAUCACAAGUAAAAGUGCCACUUUUUUUGCUAAUGAUACUGGUCCACAGAGUGGAAAUGUCACAUUUGAAGAAGGUCAUGAUGAGGUUAAUGUUACAAUUGAAAUCAAACCAGACAGUACUCCAGAAGUAGCUGAAACCUUCACUGUCAACCUGGUCCAUGUGUCAAAUCUUGACAGACUCCAGACAGGAGCAAGUAGUGCACAAGUUACCAUUGAAGAUAAUGAUAAACCAGGGGGGACAUUUGAGUUCAAGAAUACCUCUUCCCUCUACUUACAGGAGGGUGAUGCCUUUAGUGUGGUCAUUAAGCGACUGGGUAGUGCAUUGGACACUCGCUGGGUGGAGUUCAAAAUGGUUCCCUCAGGAGCUGAUGAUUUCUCUGGUAGUGUGAAGUUGGUCAGAUUUCUGCCUGGUGAACGAGAAAAAUCUUUUGCAGUGAUUGCAAAAACUGAUAAUGUUCCUGAGAUCGACGAGAAAUUUUUGUUGGGUUUAUUCAGUGAAGGACCCGAGGGACAGAAAGGUGUUCUGGGAAGUCAUACAACAGUCAAUGUUACCAUCAAGGAAAAUGAUGAUCCUUAUGGUGUGGUUGGCUUCAGAGCCCCUAGUCUCAUCGAAAUCAUUGAUGAAUCCAAGGACAACACAGAAAGCGCCCGUUUUGAGGUUUCCCGCGACAAAGGAACCUUUGGAGUCGUGUUGGUUUCCUGGAAUAUAACUGCCAAUAACGGUGGCAACCCAGCCAGCGAUGUGUCUCCAGUGUCUGGUCAGGUCACUUUCUCAGCUGGAGAGAAUUCCAAGUUUAUAACUAUUGAAUCUCGACUAGACAACAUUCCCGAAGGAAACGAGUCAUUCACGUUGCGUCUCGACAACAUAUCGAGCAUAGCCAAAUUAGCUAGUCAGGAUUUACUUGAAGCCACUUUAAUCAUCUCCAAGAACGAUGAUCCAGUAUAUUUUGCUCCCCCCACCUCAAUACAAGUCCAAGAGGGUCUGUAUGCCAAUUUAAUCAUUGAACGUGGAGGUGAUGGUAACGAUGCAGUUGACGUUUUCUACCAAACCAUUGAUGGAACCGCGACUUCUUCAUCUGGUGAUUACCAGUCCAAGACAGCAAAAGUGACAUUCGAUGUUGGAGAGUUCCAAAAGACCAUAUCGAUUAUGGUGUCGAAUGACAGCACCCCUGAGGGAGUGGAGACGUUUACAGUCCGUCUUUUGAACUCAACAGGGGACACAGUGCUUUAUAACAAAACUGCUGCCACUGUGACCAUUUUGGCAAGUGACAAAGGGACCGGAGUUUUUAAGUUUGCUUCCAGUUCACUGAACAAGACAACACAAGAGAAUGCAGCGGUUGAAUUUACUGUCGAAAGAGAGUUUGCCCAGUUUGGUGAGGUUAGAGUGUACUGGAAAGUCGUUCGCUUAUAUCCCAAUGGCACCACUAUGGACCUGUCAUCAGGCCAAGAGUUUACAGAUGUCGUUGACUUUGUUACAUUUGCCAACGGUGAAUCAUCACAGUCUGUUAGACUGAGACCGCUACAGGAUAGAAUCGCUGAAUUAGAUGAAACUUUUCAACUUCAGCUCGUCAAUGCAACAGGAAUUCAAACUGGUGAAAACGGUGUUAUAAGCAGUCCUUCGAAAGCAUCUCUGACAGUUACCACCAAUGAUGACCCUAAUGGAUUGAUGAGGUUUGAAAAAAGAUCUUUGGACAUUCCAGAAGACUAUAAUCCUGGAAUGAAAGCUACCACCAUAAAAACUGUUACAGUUUUGAGAGAUCAAGGCUCAUGGGGAAGCAUUAAGGUUGCUUGGGAAAUUCAAACAGCUUCAGCGUCAUUGAUUAGCAUUAAUGAUAAUGCUUAUGACUUGUUCCUACUUGGCUCAAAGAUGUCAGGUGUUGACAGCCGGCCUGAUCUCCGCAGAUUAAAUACAGAGACUUAUGUGUAUUGUUUUUAUGGAACUAACAAUGAAUCAUUUGUUGAACUGUCGGCUUCCACCAGUCCACAAUCAAAGUUUAGUGUGAGAUUCUGGGUGAAUGCUACUAAAGGAAUGUAUGGAUAUGUGCUGACCAGUGUGGAUGGAAAUGCCGUGAACUUUGCUUUGGCUCUAAAUACGACUGGAUCUACUACAAUGGCAGACUUUUUCUAUUUGUCAAACAAGACUGAGAUAAAUCUAGGCAAGAACAUUGCAGACAACAGCUGGCAUUUUGUGGUUUUCACUGUGGACGUAAAUGUUGUUCAGUUCUAUGUCGAUGGAGAUCCAGUCGGCAAUGCACAUCCGCUCCCUUCAGGAUCAUUAAGUGCUAAUGCUGUUUACCGCGUGGGAAAAGGACCUACCUCAGAAUCACAGUUUACAGGAUGCAUCCAGGACAUAACAGAGUAUCGAGAGGUGAUAGUGGCAAGGUCAGUCAAAGAAAUGGCCAACUCUAACAACGAACUGACACCAAUAAAUGGCUAUUUAACCUUUGAGCCUGGUGUAACACAAAGGACAUUGACGAUAAGCACUAUUGAUGAUAACGAACCAGAAGAUGACACGCCCUAUAAUGUAGUCCUCUACAGUCCUUUGGGCGGGGCGCGACUGGACACUAAUGAGUUCUGGAUGGAUCUUAAAGUACUUAAGAGUGACAACGCCAAUGGUUUGUUCGGUUUAAAGUCAAUCAAUCCAAUAGUGAUCAGCGAAUCUACUAACGUUACUGUGACUAUUGAACGGCUCAAGGGUCGGUAUGGGGCAGCCACUGUCUAUUGGAGUGUAUUCAAGAACUCAUCUUCUGUAUUAGCUUCAGAGGAUUUCAUUAUGGCCAGUGGAAGUGUGAAUUUUGCUGAGAAUGAAGACGAGAAGGUUGUGAUCAUUCCUGUAAAUGACGACGCAUUACCAGAAGUAGAUGAAUAUUUCUCUCUCAAUUUAACAUCUGUUUCCCCCACGGACGGAAGCACUCCAACAAGUGCUGCAAGCCUCAGACCUGGUUUUACACAAGUUGAUAUAACUAUUCGAGAGAAUGACUAUCCCAAUGGAUUACUGCAGUUCAUGCAUGCUGUUCCAGUUGCAAAUGGACCAAUUCUGCCAUCUUCUUCCCAGUUUAAUGUUGACACUCGGGAAAGUGCUGGGACACUUACACUUCAUGUGAUCAGAGCUCAAGGAACAUUGGGGAGUGUUAAAUGUCAGUGGAAGACUAUUGCAGGCACAGCAAAAACUCCAGAAGAUUAUAUUGGUAGUACAGGCGCUGUUGAGUUUGGUCCUGGCGCUCGAAACAGCACAAUUGACAUCCGAAUUGUGGAUAACAAUAUCUCAGAGCUGAAUAAGACAUUUAGAGUAGAGCUGUUCAGUGCCGAAGGAGGAGCUGAACUGAAUCCAUCUGCCAAGAUUGCAUUAGUGACAAUACUUCCUAGUGAUGACGCGUUCGGCAUCAUCAGCUAUUCUCCAGACUCUCUCAACCGCUCUGUCCGUGAGGGUAGCGGAAGCACUGUAAGCCUGACUGUUCAGAGGACGCGUGGUGUAUUAGGCCCAUCAUCUGUCUACUGGGAGGUGUCAAGAGAUGGUGCGGUUGAUGUAGAAAACACGAAUGGCUUUGUUGUGCUCGCUAAGAACAGCAAUAGCACACAGAUUACCAUUAGGAUCAAAGAAGAUGCUCAUCCUGAGCUUGCAGAGAGCUUCCUAGUCCAUCUUAGAAACGUGUCUGCAGGCCGCCUUGCGGAUCAUGGAACACAGUCAAACGUCACUAUACUCGCCAGCGACGAUCCUUACGGCGUGUUCGUCUUCUCCCCUUCACAACUGACGAUCAGUGAAUCCAACACAACCGUGAACUUAACGAUACAGAGGCUGUCAGGGGUACAGGGGAUGGUCAGGGUAAACUACAGUAGCACCAAUGCAAACCGCAUACCUAAUGUUAGAAUGGCUGUGGAAAAUGAUGAUUACGUGCCCAUCGUGGGGUCUGUUGUGUUCAGUGAAGGGCAGAUGAAUGCAAGCAUCAGUUUAAUGGUGCUGGAUGAUAAUGUCCCUGAAGAUGCAGAGACAGUAAUGGUUAAUUUAACAGAGGUGCAGCUGGUUAGUGGCCAUCCGGUGUUUCCUGCACCAGAAAGUUCCCCACGAAUAGGUGCCUCACGAGUUGCACAAGUUGUCAUCGAAAAGAACGACAAUGCCAAUGGAAUUGUUCAACUGUCAUCCAGUAGCGUCAGUGUCCCUGAACCGUACACGGGAUCAGUUGUGAAUAUCACCAGAACUGCUGGGGCUUUUGGCACAAUUUAUGUGUCCUUUGAAGUUGUUGCAUUGUCUGCCAAUGGUUCAGAUUACGGAAUUGAUUCAAGAAACGUAACUUUAGUAGAAAACCAGCAAGAGGCUACGGUCCCUGUGUUUGUUAUUCACGAUCUCACCCCAGAAUUCAGCGAAACGUUCCAAAUCAAGCUAACUGGUGUCGCUGGUGGGGCUGUGCUAGGCACGCCUGUGGAGUGUACAGUUACCAUACUGGAAAAUGACUAUCCCUUUGGCUUGAUAGGCUUUGAGAAUUCGUCACUAUCAAAGUCAGUGAAGGAAAGAGACACUACCAACACAACAACGCUUCAGGUAAUACGAACAUUUGGUCUCAGAGGAGGUUCUCGAGUUCACUGGAAGGCGUUUUUGAAUGGAGUGUUGGCAAGAGAUGACGUCGAGCCUGUUGAGGGGAGCCUUGUAUUUGCCCAGGGAGAAAACAGGAAGGAGAUAACUUUGAAUAUUAAAGCGGAUGCUAUUCCUGAAAUUUCAGAGGUUAUUGAUGUCAACUUUACGUCAGUGGAGUUUUUGUCUGAGGGUACCCCCUCACUAGACGAAGCUACUCGCGUUGCCAAAGUUCACAUAGAGCCUAAUGAUGCUCCCCACGGGAUGAUAGAGUUUGCCCAAUCUUCGUACAAUGCUUCAGAGGGUAGGGGUGCGUCCCUGUUGGUCUUGAGACAGUUUGGUACCACUGGUGACAUCCGAGUUUUCUUCAGUACCGUAGAGCACGUCGGAGGCACUCAAGCCAGGCCAAAUGUUGACUACAUUGCGGUCACAAACAGCUCUAUCGUUAUUCCCAGCGGAAAUGACUCAGCAAAUAUCACCAUCACAAUCCCUGAUGACAAUCAACCCGAGCUUGGAGAAGUUUUUGACGUGGUGUUGGAGCAUGUGGAGCUAGUUGGGCAACCAUCGCCAGUCUUUCCACCCCAAUUGGGCGGAAACCAGAGAGCUGCAGUAACAAUCGUGAUGAGUGACGACGCUCAUGGUUUGAUAGUCAUUAAAGCUCUCAGUUCAGACCAGGGAACUGAUGGUAGCCGCAUGACGGUGAACGAAACUGAAAACUUUCUGGUUCACCUGGUGAUUGAAAGGCACAAAGGCACCAUAGGCCAAAUCUCUGUCAAAAUUGAGGUGCUGCAGAAUGAUGCCUCGGCCGGCAGUGACUUCAUAGCGAGUGAACCCAUAUUUACUUUUGCUGACAAAGAUAACAGCAGCCAGAACUACCUGUUGACCAUCAAAGAUGAUAAUAUCCCGGAGAUUGACGAAGAAUUUGUUAUCAAGCUUGUGAAUCCCACUGGAGGUGCCAGAGUGGCUCCUGGUCUGGGGAACAAUGUGACUAUCAUUAUACAAGCGAACGACGGUGUCGCGGGACAAGUGGGAUUCGAUGAGCAGUCGAGAUCCGUUGUGGCCAUGGAAGGAAGCCAAGUGUCCUUGUUGGUGAACAGGACUCGGUCAAAUGGACGUGUAUCAGUGGAUUGGCUCAUUGCUAAGGCAAACGCUUCAUCUGACUUUACUGAUGUCAGUGGUACCGUCGUGUUUAAUGAGGGUGAAAAGCACAAAACAAUAGACUUAACAGUCCGCAAUGACAGCACCCCAGAAACCAACGAAGUGUUUGUGGUUCAGCUGAGCAAUAUUCAGACUUUUGGCAUUGCUUCCGCCGGUGAAGCCAGUCUUAUUACUGGGAAAACAACUGCAACAAUUAGCAUCAGUGCUAGUAACAGACCUCAUGGCGUUAUUGAGCUUGAAGCGGGUUCACGGUUCGUAUCUCGAUCAGACGAGCGGAACUUCACCUUGACGGUAUCCAGGCUGUUCGGAGAUAUUGGUGCUGUAAGAGUUUAUUAUGAAGCGAUGCAUGGCAACAUCACAGCGUUACAGUCGAACCAGCGCCUAGCACUACCCGAAGAGGACUUUGUUUCUGGGAGGAGAAGUAUUGUAAUUGGAGACGGUGAAGAUGUUGGCUCCAUUCCCGUAUGGAUCAAGGAUGAUGAGAUCCCAGAGCUUGGUGAAGUGUUCUUGGUUAACAUCACAGCAGUUGAGUUGGUGAACCCGUCACUGUGGAACAACACCAUUCCACCCAUUCUGGGACAUCAUCAUGUUUCUGAGAUCACACUAUUACCUAACGAUGAUCCGCAUGGCGUAUUUAGGUUUCCUAAAGAAAGAGUUUAUGUCACAGAGUCACGCAAUCCCUUCAGCCUUACUGUGCUACGUGACAAGGGUACUUUUGGUGAAGCACAAGUGAACUAUUUUGUGCAAACGAUAUCCGCCAGUUUGAAUGACUUUAACAUAACAGGUUGGAGUGGUCCGGAGGUCACCUUGGUGUUUCCCAACGGAGUCAGUAAACAGAACAUCACAAUUUACGUGGCUGAUGAUUCUGAAUCUGAAGGGGAAGAAACUCUUAAAAUAGGCCUGACUCGAAACACAGGAGACACAAAAAUUGGAAGUCCUUCCGUUCUCGAUGUUGUUAUAGUAGCUAAUGAUGAUGCGUAUGGAUUGUUUAGCCUCGCUUCGUCGUCGCUUACGAUCUCUGAGCCUGGCACAGGGCCUGUUACUGAGGCUGAAUUUGAAAUUGAUCGAAGUGGGAAUACCUUCGGAACUGUUAUUGUUUCUUGGGAAAUCCUUAAUGUAUCUGCAUCGUCAGAUUUGUCUUUGGUUAGAGGAAAUGUCACCUUUAGCGAUGGAGAUACGCGGAAGACGUUUAAAAUCAAGGCGUUGCUUGAUUCUGUACCAGAAAAGGAGGAAACGUUUGUGGUGAAGCUGACUCUACCUGGAAAUGGAAGGCUGGUGCAUCCAUCUGAAGCGCUGCUUACCGUUACGGAGAAUGACUCACCCUACGGAGAACUCGAGAUAGUGUCCAGUACUUCGAUGAGCAGUACCGUCGACAUAGAAGAGGAUCAUGGCAUAGUGAAGGCCAAGGUCAUCCGUAGCAAAGGUGACUUCGGUAGAAUUACCGUCGACUACAUGACAGUGUCACAAACGGCUGGUUCGUUACCCGGGAAUGUGAGUUACUUCGAAAAAGUACAGCAGUUAAAGACCGUUAGUGCAUACAGUUGGCACGUUUUUUCCGCUUUUGGCGACGUGUAUGCUUUGCUUGCCAGUACCAACAGGACUGGAUCCUUGCCAUCUGCGGUUGAUGAUAUCGGCAGGGGUGAAUACUUUGGUUCGGCUUUGUUCCGUUGGCAAGGCGUUCUUGUUCCUGUGCAGACCAUUGCCACUGAUGGUGCUGUGGCCUGGGACUCUAUGUUGGUUGGAGACAAAGUUUACCUAGCAGUCGCUAAUUAUGGCAACGAGGGACGGUACGAGGUACACUCUAGAAUAUACACCAUGGACAGCACUGCAAAGCUGACUGUGCUACAAAACAUUUCCACCCAGGGAGCAUCAGACAUUAAGUUCUUCCGUCCGCCGGGGAAAACUGACAUCUAUCUUAUAGUUGCAAACCAGCGGAAUAACGCCGGACAGACACGCAUUAGCUCACAGGUAUAUAAAUGGCAAGGUGGAUCGUUUGUUCUUCAAAGUGUCAAUCUGGACAACACCCGCAGUGCUUCUGGCCUGGCGGUGUUUGAAACUGCUGGAACUCUCAAAGUCGCCGUAGCUUUCUUUAAUGACAGUGCCAAUUCCCAAAGUUUCCAAACUAAAUCGCCCAUUUAUGAAUGGAACACGAUCUCAGAAUCUUUUGCCUUGCUGCAAGAGAUCGACACCAGUGGUCCUGUUGGAGUGGAGUAUUUCGAACACAAAGGAAAGCAUUACUUGGUGUUUGCUAACUCUAAGGCGUCCGUUGAUGUAUACCGCUGGAGUAGUAACAGGUUUGUCAGCGAACAGGAGCUUCUUGCCGAUGGUGUCCAAUCAGCCAAACCCUAUAUUAUGCAAGGAAAUGCUUAUCUUGUCACAGUUGAGAGUGAUGAGCGCUUGAACGUCUACAAGUGGGAUGAUUCGUCCAAAUUUACUCUUCAAAGGAAUACUACCCUUGCACACGCUCAGAGUGCCAUCCCUGUGGUCCUCAAUGAUCCAGUGGCAGGCGAAAUACCUGUGUAUGCUGUGGCAGUGUCUGGUAAUGGAUUGUCUCCUCUUCUUCACCCAGUCAGAUUAUCUCCACAAGCUGACUUCAUUCCAAGACAAGGACAGCUCAUUUUUCACAACGGACAAAGGGAACUGGAGCUCGAUUUUACCAUUCUACCUGAUACCACCCCUGAGAGGGACGAAGCCUUCACCGUGCAUAUUUACAACGCUUCGGGAAAAGCGAUUGUCAACAGUCUGAAACAAGAUUUAACCGUCAAUAUUUUAUCCAAUGACGAUGCACACGGGCGAAUAGGCUUUGCUGCCGACUCGCUUACUAGAGUUCAACCAGAAACAGCGUAUGAUUCCUUGGUUACAUUUGAAGUGAUCAGAGAGUAUGGAAGCCUAGGGCGUGUUGUAGCUCAGUGGAAUGUUUCUGGGAAUUUCAGUGACGGAGAUCUGAGUCCUUUUUCUGGAGAGCUUGUGUUUGAAGAUGGCCAGACCAGUCAAAAUAUAUCAAUGACUGUCCACAAGGACGUGGUGCCAGAACUUUUGGAGGUUGCUUAUAUUAGACUCCUCCGCCUCACAGAAACAGGAUCAUCAGAUGCAAACCGUGGUGCAGUUCUUAACUCAGCUCGUGUAGUCGCCAUGUUGGUCAUCCCUGCCAAUGAUGACCCAUACGGUGUUAUCGGGUGGAAAAACACCCUUCUCAUUUCUCAAGAAGACGGUCCUAAGAACAUUACCUUAUCUGUCGACAUCAUGCGAUGGUUUGGCGCUAUAGGAGACAUUUUGGUGUCAUACGAAACUGUUCAGGUUCCCACUGCGAAAUACAGUGACGAUCGAGUAGCAUUAGCUGGUGUUGAUUACAAAACAAUGAGCAAUACUGUGGAAAUUUCAGCUGGACGAAACUCCACGCAGAUAACUUUGGAUAUAGCACAUUACAACGACACAAUGUUAAACAGCAUCUUCCAUGUGAACAUUACCGCUGUAACACUGAAGCAAGGUGUUAAGUUUAUGAAUUCUCCCCGUAUCGAUCCAAACUCUCGUUUCCUGGAAGUCGUGAUUGCUCAACCGAACCGAACCGUAGGAGAACUCAACUUCGACCUCAGUGUUUUGCUUGACCCUGCGACGAAAACCAUCCAGUUGCAAGAGGGAGUGGAGACCUUGAACAUCACAGUGCAACGAACAGGAAGUUCUUCAGGGAAUGUAGGCUUCCGGUUUAUUGCUCGUCCUCUGAGCUCAAGCUCUUACACUGCUGCCGACAAUGCGGAUUUCUCUCCGAGCGAAGGAACUGUCAUGUUUACCUCAGGAGAAACUCGUGCCAUCUUAAGAAUAAAUAUCACCAAUGACAAUAUUCCUGAGAUUGAGGAGAGUUUCUUCGUUCAGAUGAGUCGUCCUUUAGGAGGUGUCCUGAUUGGUGGAGUCAGUAAGGUGGAUGUCAUUAUCAAGCCUAACGAUGCUCCAUAUGGACGUUUUGGCUUCACAAAAGCAACAUCUGAAAACAUCAACAUUGUACAGGAAGGAUCCACGUUGCACCUUGCGGUUAACAGGCAAGCUGGUGCUUUUGGAGACGUGCAUGUCAUCUGGAGACUCGCGCCUAACGCCGGAAUUGUAAAUGCGAGCUCACAGAUCUCUCCAAUGAAUGGCUCACUUACUUUUAAACAGGGAGUCACAUCUCAGUUUAUCACGCUCCAUGCACGUGAUGAUAUGGUGGCAGAGGUGGGUCAGACGUUUACUUGUGAACUGAUCAGCGUCGACAAUGGCGGGAAACUGGACUCAACUCUGAGUCAAGCCAGAGUUCAUAUCCCAGCCAACGACGAAGUGGAGGGAAUUGUGUCGAUUGACCCCAAAACAAGAUUUUUGAUAGCAGGAGAACCAAUGCUGGGUCAUGAUGGAGUGUUUGUGAUACGGUUCUUACGUCGAAUAGGUCAGUCUGGCAAUGCUCAGGUCACGUGGUCGAUCACUGCUAAUUCACCUGGUGACGCUCCUAGUCCAACAACUACUUUUAACGUGACGUCCGGUACUGUUGAAAUGCCGAAUGGCGUGACAAUGGUCAUCCUUCCUAUUAUGGUGAAGGACGAUUCCACUCCAGAAGAGCUAGCCGUGUAUAAUUUUGCCUUGACUGGCUCCACCCAGACAAGCCUUGAUUCGUCGCAGAGUGCACGGAGGGCACAGAUUACUGUGGUGGCCAGCGACGACCCGUAUGGAAUCAUCGAGUUCCAGUCGGCUUCAAUGCUAAAUGUUAGCGAAGAUGUUGGCUUUGUCAAUCUCACUAUCGUAAGAAAUAGCGGUAGCAUUGGCGAGCUGUCAGUUAACUAUAGCGUCUCGUCGACCACUGCGACCAAAGGAAGUGAUUAUGAGUCGUUUGAGAGUGUGCUCAAGUUCGCUGAUAAAGAAGACCAAAAGACUAUUCAUGUUCUUAUCAAGAAGGACAACAUACCUGAACUCGCCGAAACAGUUACAGUUGAAUUGCUCAGUGUAGAGCUUGUUUCUGGUUCGCCUAAGAAUUACAGUACCAUUGAUGGAUUACCUCUAAACACAGCACCUAGGAUCAGCCCUGCUAAGGACAAGGUCAUGGUUGUUAUUGCUGAGAAUGACGACGCUCGUGGAAACAUACGCUUCACACAGAGUUCUCAACUGGUGCGCGAAAAGAGUGGAGCUGCGGUAUUGGAACUCGUUAGAGAAGGUGGUAACCUUGGAGCUGUAGAAGUCGCAUUUUCAGUGAGGAACGGAACUGCCUUCCUCGGUGAGGAUUUCAAGGAGGCCGGAGGAAUUGCUCGAUUUUCUGACGGACAAACGUCGACGUUUAUAAACGUUACAAUCAUCGACGAUGCUGUCCCAGAGCAGCGUGACUACUUCACUGUCAGGCUAGACUCAGUGACAGGAGGCGCCAAAUUAGAGUCGCCAACGACCGUGACUGUUACCAUAGAAACGAGUGACGACCCUGGGGGACUGUUCGGCUUUGUAAACAGUUCUGUGCUUUCACUUGUUAAUCCGAGUCAGUCUAAAGACUUCAAUUUUGUCAUCCAGCGAGAAGGAGGAGCUGAGGGAGAGGUGGAAGUGAGCUGGAAGGUGAUUAGAAUCCACCCUCCGUGCGUUUCUUGUUCAGUACGCAACGACUUUGAAGGGCCUACCGCUGGAUCCAGUGUGUUUCCUGAUCAGGCUGUGGGGGCCACAAAGACUGUUAGACUUCGUGUGAGACCUUACUUAGGUUUUGACGAACCUGAGGAGCGGUUCAUUUUAUCAAUUUAUAAAGUGUCUGGUAACGGAACCAUUGACGGCUUGACGUCAAACAUCACCAUUAUAAUUGCCAAACAUGGUUUCCCCAACGGGGUGUUCGGAUUUCAGAGCACUACCACGAGGGCGUUCGAUGAGCCAGCGACUGGGGUCGAAACUCCUCAGUUUACAGUCGAGAGAACGAAUGGCACCCAAGGAACAGUAAAUGUCAUAUGGCAGAUAACCAGUCCAAUAGGUUCUCCGGGCUCACGUGACAUAUCAAGUACUUCUGGUUCGGUGACCUUCAAUCCUGGGGAUUUCUUGAAGAACAUUCUCGUAGAGAUCACAGCAGAUGAUGUUCCCGAGCUGGAGGCUGUUUAUACACUGUCAAUACUGUCUGUAGACGGCGGUGCAGAUCUCAGCCCUUCUCCCCGGAAUGUCACAUUUAAGAUAAGACCAAACGAUGACCCUCAUGGAAUUUUCAAGCUUCAACAAGGUGCGCAGAAGAUUCACGUCUCCGGAAACAGUCGGCAGUUGCAGUUUUCUGUGGUACGCGAGAAGGGAACGUUUGGUGCUGUUGAUGUGCAGUACGAGGUGCAGCACUCUGAUGGCUUACCUGCGGACGCACAAGGAAGUAUUACGGUGCCUGAUAAGCAGAACCAGGGUUCUGCAAGUGUUGCCUUGACAACCUUCUUGGCGCUGGGUUCCACAUUUACUAUUACACUGACUGGAGUUCGUUACAGCGAUGGUCAAGUUCCAGCCACUUCAAUCGCCCCUAAACUAUCAAGCAACUCACCAAGUGAUACAAAUGAGACAGUUGUGGUACCGGAGGAUGCAGCUAACGCUGUUUUCAAGUUUGCUGAUGAAUCUUUGAGACUGACUGUGGAUGCAGGUGACAGUGUACCGUCGAUCAAAGUGAUACGCACAGGUUUGUUUGGAAGUGCUACAGUGGAUGUCAGGUCUGGAUUUCCGUCUAAAUCUUUUGAUGGUUUUGCGGCUGGAAAAGUGCUUCCAGCCAGCCAAUUACUGUCAUUUACUGGAUCGAAGAAGGAGGAUUCUUUCUCUGUUCAGGUUUAUCCAGUGCUUGUCCCUGAUAAAAAGCUGGUUUAUUCCGUGUACCUGGCCUCUGCAAAAACUCCAAAUGCUGUCCCAGGGGGCGCAGCGGUCAUGUUUGGAGCCAGCCAGACAGCACUCAUUGAGUACAGCGGAGUCGUCCAAGUUGCUCCUGACUCGCAACAUCUAGCAACUUCUGAAGGUGGAAAGCUGAAGACCCGAUACCAGCCAAUGGACAAGUAAGAAAAGUACAGUUGGAGAUCAAAGAUGAUGAACUGCCGGAACCGGAAGAACAGAUUUUGGUUUACUUGACAGAUGCUACCGGAGGAGCCAGAGUUGCCACUGAUUCCGACAUCGGGCUCCAGUCUUGGGCCACAAUCACUGUUGAAGGCAAUGAUUUGAUGAACGGCGAGAUAGGAUUCGUGCCUGGAUCUCAGUCAGCAACUGUGGAUGAGGAUGGACCAAGGAGAUCAGCCACACUCAAAGUUCAAAGAUCGAAAGCCACGUUCGGUGAAGUUCAGGUUUCAUGGAGUGUUCGUGAAAGCGAGUUUCGCGACCAGGUCGAAGCGUCUGAAGGAAGAGUUAAAUUUGCUAGUGGCGCACAGCAGCAAGAUCUUGUCGUCACUCUGAAAAACGAUGCUAUACCUGAGCGAGCCUCCAAAUUUCAUGUCGAUUUAAACGGUAUUGUGAGUGGCAGCCAAGCACGGAUUAAUCCUCAGUUCCGUUCUGCGGUUAUCAAUGUUCUGGAGAGUGACUACCCUAAUGGAACCGUUGCCUUCCACAAGGACACCGUCUACACUACUGUCGACAAGUCUGCUACCGAAAUCUCUCUUCAGGUUAUCCGGGACCACGGGAAAGACAACGACGUCACGGUUUACUUUAAAACGCGCGAUCUCCCUGAUAGAUUCACUUCAAAGCCAGGCCUGGAGACUUCUCAAGCGUUGGCUGGACAAGAUUACGAGAAGCCUACUGCCACUUCCAUUAGAUUCGCAAAAGGAGAAACGUCGCAGCUUAUCACAAUCGCUUUAACUCCAAGAGAGGCUUCCCCCACAAAGUACCCAAAAGCCUUUGAGGUCGUUUUGCUGAACGCUACUGGAGGAGCAAAGAUCCUGAACGACAGUACAUCCUUGGUGACGAUUUCAGACGACAAAGAGACAACGACGUUCCUCAAAUUGCGAGCAUUAGCCAUUCAGACUCCACUUUCUGAUGACAAGAUCGACGAGAUCUUCACGGAUCUAAAAUCGAACAUACAGACAACACUGGAUGAAGAUAGACUUACUCUAACAAUGGAUACAAUUAAUAUCAUCUUGAGUGACAAGAAGAGCCAGGGCACAGCGUUGAGAGAUUCGUCCAAACAGCUACUUAUGGACAUCUUUGAUGAAUUAUUGAAUCCCAGUCGAGACGACACAAGGGGUCAAGACAAACUCUCCACAGUUUUUGAAACGUUUGCAUUUUCUUUGAUGUAUGCUUUGCCCUGCCCAGACGAGAACGGUGCAUCUCUCCAGGGACAACGCGCUACAGUUAAAGGCUUUAGACGGUUGCCUUCUCAACUGAACGGGCUGAAAAUUGUCGCCGGGAGAGGAGAGGAUUACUUCCAGUAUCCGUCACGUAUGUUUUCCUCUUCAUCUUCUUCAUCAAGCGAGUGUAACGAUGUUCAUUUUAUCGAUUACCAAACUGCUCACUGGUUUAACAAACCUAACAAACCUCCUGUUAUCAACGAAAAGGUGCUCUCCACUUCACUGAAUGAGACUCCAUCUAUCAGCAGUCAAAACCCAGUUACAUAUCGCAUUUACACCAACAAAAAGAGAGUGACUCCCAAAGGAGCCGAUUGUGUGUUUUGGGAUCACUCCAAGUCAGCUUGGUCUACAGAAGGCUGCAUUAAAAAGAACGACAAGGCUGAGUACGUAGAGUGCCAGUGUGAUCACCUGUCAAUCUUUGCAGCUCAAGGAGAGAGUGAUGACAGGACGGGUUACAAGAUUUAUUUUUUCAUCGUCUGCUUUGUCUGUAUGGGAGCGUUUUUCGUGGCGUUGGUUGUCCACCACGCAUGCUCUGUCGAGAACAUGUUUGCUGCCAAGCUAUUGAUGCAUUUGUUUUUCGCUUGUAUGAUGGCCCAGUUGAUGUAUGUUCUGGGCGCGUAUCUCAGCCCGGAAUUAGUGGACGAGCCUACCCGCUGUUCUGUGCUGGCCGUGUUUAUUCAUUACUUCUUCCUUUGCCAGUUUUCUUUGAUGUUUAUAGAGGGAUGGAAUCUAUGGCGUGUCUUCGUUUUGAAUGACGAGCACACCGACAGGAAACUGGUCAUGUUCUGUGGUGUUGGAUGGGGGAUGCCUGUUGUGCUCAUUGUGAUAUACAUCCUUGUCACUCAACUUGGCCUCAAUUGGGAGUUUACUGUAGCAUAUGCUGAUGUUCACAGUAAUGGAGACAUGUGUUUUAUACCAAACGCAUACGCUGCCCUUGCCAGUGUGGUCGGCCCAGUACUACUGCUGCUGACGGGCGUGGCCUUAAUCUUCACCCAGGCAUACCUGGUCACUCCACAAUGGAAACACUACGAUGACAUAUUCCGUGGGCACUAUAACAUAAAGGAAAUCCGCUGGGUGAUUGGACUCUUUAUUCUGAUCACGUUGGCGUGGUUGUUUGCUGGGUUUCAUUUGGCCUAUGGCUAGGAUUGGCUACUUAUUUUGUUUGUGAUCACUGACGGAAUAUUGGCAUUGUACGUUUUAAUCUGGUACUGCUUGAUGAGGAAUCAGUUACGCGGUGUAUUCAAGCGGUCGUUUGCGUUCCCAUCCAUGUCUCCGCCAAUCGAAUUACGUGAAGACCUGUUCAGAGACAGCCCUGGAAGCCCUCAACAAUCCAUAGCCAGCCUCAAAAGAUCCGGGAUGAGGAAUUCCCCGGAUGAACCGGUUUAUUUGACGAGAAUUGAAAGACGAAGCGGAUCCGUUGUUGGAUAUCCGAUUGCAAGAGUUGUUGCUGACUGGGACGACCUAGAUUAUGGAGCCACUCCAAAGGGAAGCCGCAAAAUGUUCGUCAACCUGGACGACACCGAAAGCUUGGGCCGAGUUAACGAGAUGUACGAAGACGACGAUGAUACCCAGGACUUUGACGAUCUGAUUUUUGCGUUGAAGACUGGGGGCCACUUUGAACCAACACUGGACGAAGAAAAGGACCUGGAUUUGGGUGACCAAGGAGAUGAACAAUAUGCAAUGAGAAGAAUCUCUAUCGCUGAUACACAUUUAUAACAAACAUUCUAGUGUGAACAUUUUUUUAUUUUAUUUACUCCUAAUGUAUAAACAGAAGUUUGAUAUUUGUACAGAAGAUGUGCCAAACUAUUAUUAUAACUGCCAUGCAAUAAUGAAUUACCAGAUAAAUUAAUGAGAUGGGUACAGUUUUGUACAUCUAAAAACAAUUUGCCAUAAUCUUUCAAAAUUGGUCCUUGGGAAUUUAUCAAGCCAGAAAUUUGUUCUUUCCCUUUCAUCGAAGGUAAUUUACAUAGAAUUGAAACAAAAUGUUUUGACGUAAAUGUCUUGGAAGAAUUGAAACAAAGCCUAAGAUCGGAAAGCACAAUAAAGCUGCUCUGUUACUUUGUUCACCGCGUCAAGAUGAUAUCACGUGAGUGUGCAUUGUGAUGGAACCUCAACUGUUCAAAGAAUUACGAGAUAUCUAAAAAGAAUUUUUAGAUAGCUGAAAAUUUUAUAUCAGGAUGUUUUAACUUUACAUACGUUUAGUUAUGUUUGGGUCGUGCUCAUACAUAUAUUUUCGUUUCUAGAUUUUGUAACCCUUUUUUUUUUAAUUUGAAAGACACUAACUGGUGUCUAUUCUUGUUUUCGAUUUUAUAGAAAAAACUGAAAUUAAAACGAUAAAUAUAAAAUUUUGUUUAACAAAAUUAAUUGCGUGUGAAAGUAGUUCUUCGAAAUUGUAUUUUUAAGUCUACAUCGUUGAAACGGAUUUGUUAAAUACGAGAAAUAUGAAAAUCCCUUUAUUUAAUAAGCUGUUUAUUGCAAGCCUGGAAAUCUUAAGAAACCUUUGAUUAGUCUAGCAUGGAUUAACUGUACACUGUAAUUUUGCUUAACAUGGUGUGAAUAUGGAAUAAUAAAUGAAAUAAGUGUAUUUUAGCUGUGUAA
Stylophora pistillata is the source of this 18673-nucleotide messenger RNA. Its product is annotated as adhesion G protein-coupled receptor V1. Gene Ontology annotation, molecular function: adenylate cyclase inhibitor activity; G protein-coupled receptor activity; G-protein alpha-subunit binding. Lineage: Eukaryota; Metazoa; Cnidaria; Anthozoa; Scleractinia; Pocilloporidae. Gene Ontology annotation, cellular component: membrane; cytoplasm. The record is from RefSeq and is a predicted model, not a curated record. Gene Ontology annotation, biological process: G protein-coupled receptor signaling pathway; cellular response to calcium ion; cell communication.